This is a messenger RNA of Lepisosteus oculatus (spotted gar), 5229 nucleotides long. The record is from RefSeq and is a predicted model, not a curated record. Lineage: Eukaryota; Metazoa; Chordata; Actinopteri; Semionotiformes; Lepisosteidae.
CCCGUUGAAUAAAUGAGAUAUGCAAAUGUAGGUGAAAAAAUACACCCAUCUGACUUUCCGUGCAGUCUCACACGCACCAGCGGUGGUGGGUGUUGUAGGAAAUUCUGUCCGACCAACUUCCGGUGGGUGCUGAGGAGUCAUCGCGAGAUCUUUGGUUCCGCGAUGGCUGCCGCUGCGUCGGACGGGGUCUUGAAACCCCUCCAGAAUGCCAUGAAAUUAGCCAAUGUCGCUAUAGAACUGGACGCGGGGAACAGACAAAAGGAGGCUUACUGUGAAUACCUGAAGAGCAUUAACUACAUUUCCCAGGCACUUCUAGAGGAGGCCGUGCCGAAACACAAGACAGAGAUUGUAACAGAGGAAGUUCUGAAGAUGCUGAAGCUGGCAGAGCAAUGCCUGGAAAGAGUCAAGUCCACUGUGGCCAAACUAGAGCUCACUCCAAUUGAAGAGGCUUCAGUGCUCAACGAGAAACUGAAGGCAAACUACGAGGCUCGAGUGGCGCGUUUGAACCCCAGCCAAGCCGUGCAGAAGACAUCGCUGACUUUAUCUCUUCAACGCCAGAUGAUGGAGAACCUCAUCAUAGCCAAAGCAAGACAUGAGGCCCUUCAGAGGAAAAUGGAAGAGAGGAGACUGAGGCUACAGGAAGAAGCUAACAGGAGGUUCUCCAGCGCGGUCUCCGCUACCCCAGAGGAGCAGGAGCUGAGGGUCCUCUACGCCAGUGUGCUGGAGUACGAGCAGGACCACUCCUGGCCUCGGCAGUGGAAAGAAAAACUGAAGAAAAAGCCGAAUGAUUUGACUCUGGUUACGGGUCUUAUCUCCUACAUUGUCAGGCUGAUCGAGGACUACAACGCCAACCGGGAGGAGCCGGCCGGCGGGGUGGACGCGGACAGCUCCUUCGAGGACCUGGAGCAGUUCCUCGCCCAGCUGGACAGCCCGCCAGCCGGCCUGGAGGGUGGGCCAAAGUCGCUGGUGGUCCCGGGGUCCCGGGUCCAAGCGCUGGAAGACAAGGCGCUGCAGGACCACCUGAAGGGCGUCGUGAAGGAGAUUCACAACUCCAUUGAUCGACUCCUCUCUCUGUGCAUCUUGUCUUUCGAGUGCCUGAACACUGCAGUCUCCAAAGACCGGUGUGUCGCCAGCAUCGAGGAGAUCUUCUUUCCCCCGAUCUGGGCUCCACUCCUGGCCCUCUUCAGGAAAGUGUAUUGGCUGAAGGAGAUGGAGUUUGAAAAAAGUAUGAAGCUUUCCAAAGAUUUCACACCUGCCAAUCUGGGCGUUGCUUCAAAACUCUUCCCCCCAGAAUCGGCUUCCUUCUCUGGUUCCUACCCUUAUGAAGCUGCAGUGCAAGAAUUAAGACUGAUCUCCAAAGACUUCUGUCCACAAAAGAAACUGGAAUGCAUUGUUCGGACCCUGCGGCUGAUCUGCGAGUGUGCAGAGGACUACCAAAGCUGUCACACUCCAGCGGGCUCCCCCAGCACCGCCGCCAUUGGUGCUGACGAUCUGCUGCCCAUCCUGUCCUAUGUGGCUCUGCGGAGCGAACUACCCCAGCUGGUAUCGGAAUGCGCUGCACUGGAGGAGUUCAUCCACGAGGGGUAUCUGAUUGGAGAAGAAGGCUACUGUCUAACCUCCAUGCAGAGCGCUCUGUCCUAUGUGCAAUCAUUACACCGGGGAGCUUUGCUGAAACAGGCUGUGUGAUCCUCCAGCAGGCCUUGGAGUUGGAAAUAUACCCAGGCAGAGUGAAAGAGGCUGGGCCAGUGAGGAUUUUCGUUGGUAUGGACACUCAACAUAAAUGGGCCCUGCGGAUCCACCAUAUAUAUGCUGACAUAAACACAGCAAAAAGCAUAAUGGAGGCCAUGAAUCUGGUCUUUCCUUCCAGUUAAUGAGAUCUCAUUUUAUCCAGGGUUUCCACAAAACCCAUUUGAAUUAUUUUGAAAACCGUGUCCAAAGCUUUCAUGGAAGUAGGUAAUUCUGGUGACUGACAAAUCAUAUCUCGUGUAAAUACUGUUGACUUAAGAGUUCCUGUUGGAAAGUGACAUCUCUCACUUAACAGGACCUUGGUUCUGAGAAUGUUUCAAGAUCUUUUAAGUGCGUAAGUUUAAAGUCUAAAGAACAGUCUUGGCUCCUCUUUUCUGAGCCUCCGUUUGGUGUCCUGGAAGAGCAACAGGUCUGACAGGCUUCCUUUGCUUUUUCCUCGACUCUCCUGUAUUUGCGUUUUUGUACAGCUUGUAUUGCUUUGUGCGCAUUAGUGUGAAUGUAAAAUGUGUAGCCUAAUCCAGUCACUCAGGCUAUUGAAAAAGGAGCAUCAUAUGAUCGUAGUGCAUUGCGAAUUGCAAUCUAUACUUCUGUACAACCACAGGCACUUUUUCCCCAAGGGCAGGUAACUGUUUCUCAAAGACCACUAGUAUCAUAUGUAUCCAUUCCCUCAUCCUCACUCCAGAAAAUGUGCCAGAGAAAUCUGAAGAUCAAUAUGUUCAAAUAAAAGCUAAAAUCAAUUGCCUAUCGAUCAUAUGAAGUACUCCUAAACAUUUGUAGUUUACAUGCUUGGAUUUUAUAAAGUUCUAUUUACAGUUUGAGAGUUUUUUAAAAAAAAACAUUGUUUCUCUAUUUAUGUAAGCUAUGUUAUUAUUUAAAACAGUCAAUUGAAUAACAUGUAUUGUUACAUGUGAAUGUACAGCCAAUAUUUUGCUACGAGGUGUGGCCACUUUACUAAAGGAAGUGGGGAAGUGGCCGGUAUUUAAGGUCUUGUCUAAAAUGCUGUUGUUUUAGGUUGCACAUAAACUUUUUUUUUGUUGAUAUUGGAAGACCUUUUGUCACGUGAGAAACCAAGAAAGAAAGCAGACACCCCGAGGGACCUAAAAAUAUUUUGUAUAACAAACUCUGGUUCAACAAAGGAAGCAUGUUGCAGUUUUCUGUAAAACCUCUAGAUGCGAUUUGUAAUACGUGUCCGGGACUAGCCCUCAGUCACAGACUCAAGGGGUUGAGUGGGGGAUAAAGUGGUUCCCAUUGGCAUUUUCCUAGACGUUUGCUAUGGGUUCUCUAGGGCCAUUUUUCCAUCAUGUCUUGAGGGGAAACCCAGAGCUUUUGCAUCAUUCAUGUUCCCCUUUGUUGUUGUUGAGAAUUUGUAAAGGAAAAUUAGGGUCUGUGCAGGGCAUGAUGAGGUAUUUCAUUUUUUAACUUAAACCACUACAUAAAUUCCCCCUUCUGCAACCAAAAUGGUGGCCUUUUUGGGAUGUUUUUUGUUUAUUUUGGACUCUUAGCUUUAAUGCUGCUCAAAAGAGGGAAUGGUUCAUUUUUUAAGUACUACUACUACUUGAUAGAAAAUGUAUAUAAUUUUGUAUGUAUUGACAUUUACAGAACUAGACUGCUGUUUCACCUCAGCUCUACAAAUUUUGCUGUGAUGCACAGCAAAUUGAAAGAGCUUGCUGCAAUGCCUACUUUUUUAGCCCUUUAAACAAUGUUGACUAUUUUGAGAAGAUGCCAUGAAAAACUUAGAAAUAAUGUUUCUUCGGGACAUGAAAAAAGGUUACGUGCUGCUUUUACCAAAAUUCUCCUUGUAAGACAGUAAUGUUCUGUCCUAAAAUGUUUUAACACAUUUUAGUUUGUUCCAGUCAUGAUGUGGGGGGGACAAAAUAUAUACUAUAUUUUAUACUAAAUAUAUAAAUAUUUACUGAUGACCAAAUAUAAAAAGAGUAGGGAUUCUGCAUGAAGUACUUUAAGCAUGAAUGGCUUCUUUCUUUUUUUCUGCUGGAGGCUUUAUCUAAACUGAGCUCUGAGCAAUAGUGGCCCCAUAGCUCUGGUAUAAAUAUUAGACUGCUUCUGUGUGGUUCAGGAUCGUGUAAAAGGCCAACCUACACCAGAUGCAUGUCUCUGCUCCAUGUUGUGUUUUGUCUGCAUGUUGAGGUCACUUAUUUUAAUGUGGCAGGGCUCUGUUGUGUGUGCAGGUGGUUUUCUGCAAACCAGCCGGUUGCUGCUAAGAGUAACCCUCAAGUGUCAUCUUCCACAGCAAUGGCUAAGCAGGGCCUGCUUAUACCCUGAGGAAAUAAGUUACAGGAAGCCUCAAUUGGGAUUCAAAUGAGAAGCACAUUACAGUAACCUCAGCUGUAGGAUUAUUAAAUCUGAAUGACUGCAGACGCCUCCACCACAGUUCAUACGUGGCUCAUAUGGGAUCCAUUGUGAAAAUCUGCUGCCUUGCAGCUUAGGCAGAUUGUAUGCAGUUUUACCUAAAUAUUUUUUGUGAGGGUGAGCAUCUGCUUGUUUCUGGAGUACUGUUACUCUAUCUCUGUAGCGGAGCUGUUUAGGUGGGAGGGACAGGAUCGUACUUCUGAAUGACUGAUCAAAAAGGUGUGGUGCAGAAUUAAUAUUUGCCCCCCACCAUAUCCUUGCUGCCUGUGAAAUUUGGGAAGUUUUAGGAAACUUUUUGAUGCAAUUACAAAGGCUUCACUUUUGAGGUUUUUUUUAAACAUGAAAAAUUAGAUUGCAUGGGCUUUGCACGAGGCCAGGCCACGCAUUUUAAUAGUACUGUGAUGUGUUGCAUUCCUGUGUUGUCAUCUCUUGUUACACAGGCAGAGUGAAAUGUGACAAAAAGCAGACAAUAUAAUAUAGGAAGCUGCGAGCAGUAUGGCAACACUCACUUAAACCAACAACUGCUUUUUGUUUUGUCAGUUACACUUUUACAAACUCAGACAUGCAUAUUUGCAUUAAGGUGUCGCUUAUCACAGGUUUCUUUCAUUACAUAGCUAUUGCAUAACAGAAUUUGCCCACGUCUCAUUGGCCAUUGGUACAGUUUUUAAUGCUUUUUGUACUUCAGUCUUAAAAUUGAUUAAAGGGCCAAAAAGGUAGAAAAACUGAUUUGAGAUGCACUUUGUAAAGAUAAGGAAUUUGUGUAAUUUUGCUUUGGGUGUAUAAUCUGACCAUAAAGCAGGUCUGCGUGUUGGAAAUGAAGCAUCGCUUUUAAGCAGCGCAGCCUGAACCUGUGGUUGAAGAGUGCUGAACCAAGUAUUCAUAUUAAGAGAAAACACUGGCGUUAGCUUUUUAAUCCUUUUUGUGUUUACUUAAAUGUAUAAACACGGUACUGAAAUUGAUGAACUGUGAAUUUUGAAUGUCAACUGUACACUGAAUGCAUAACUACAAGAGUUUGUAAAUGUUUUAGUAUUAUUCAAAUUGCUUCUGCUCUACAGUGACGAAAGUGGAAUAUCAGAUCUUUUAUCUACAAUAAAGUUACACAGAUACUGGACCUUC